AUGCUGAUUGAAAGUGACGGGAAAGCCCUGCAGCGUCCGAUCCUAUCGCCCGACGGCAGAUCGUUGGCAGUUAUUGCACCGGACGAACGAAUACAUAUUAUCGAUCUGUGUGAAGCAGCCAAAGGACGGAGAUUCAUCCAUGGACUCAAGCUUCCCAGACCAGAGCGCGCUUUCCUGCGAAGUUGCACCAUCCUCCGUUGGUCACCGGAGACCAUACUUAGCCCUGAAAGCGAGACUGCAGAAGAAAUCCGAUCCGCCACAUCAUCCGAGUGUGACUAUGGAAGAUCCUGGCUGCUUUUGUCAGAUACCAAACGCCUGAUUGCUCUAAGCACAGACAUCAGAGCGCCGAGGAUGAUGUCCGACAUCGACGAUGAGACGGGCGCAAAGUCCAAUAUCCUUGCGGAUUACAAUCUAGGGGGCCAGCUUGGAACAGCCAGUCUCGUAGAUUUCGUCUUCAACCACAGACACGCACUAGUCAUGUUUGAGUUUGGCUCAACUGCAGCCGUUCUUUCUCUGACCAGACCUCAACGAAAUGAAAUUCCCCAUAUCAAGUUUCCAGAUAUGAGAAGUCUGGCAAAGUCGCCGGAUUCCAGGUAUUUUGCCCUGCUCCGGCGCGACAAAGCACAAGACCGAGUGACGGUGUUUGAACUGGGAGACGACAAUCAAGUCAUAUACAAAUCCUUCGAUUGCAACACUUCAGAUGCCCAGGACGUGACAUGGUGCCCGACUGGUCAACCACUUCUGGCUGUACGGGACUCGUCUACCUAUGGUGUUAAAGUCUCGUUCAUGACCGCCGAGGGCCAUACACUCAGACAACUGGAAAUCAAACCUUCGGUAUUCCAGAGGGAUCUCAAUCUUGCUCCCGUCAAUGAAGUCGAGGGUGUGGGUCUCACCUUCUGGAGUUGGACCAGGGCAAACAGACACAACAACGCUCUUACGCUCCAAGCGCUGGCAAAUGGACAGAAGCAGUUGCUUGUGAGAUACCAGCCCUCCAACAGUAUUGGUGCUCGUAUCCGAACGAAACUCGUGCAUCCAGACGUGAUCAACGGUGCAACAACAUUUGCAUGGUUGGAGUCUGGUAAAUCCACGACCGAGAAUUCUCCAACGUUCGCAAGACAGUCGGGAACUUUCGAGGUAGCGAGCACAUUGUCUAGCACCGACUCAUCUUCGCAGCCCCGUCAUGCCUCUCAUUCGCAGUCCUCGGCACAAGAAGUCGACCAAGUCGUCCUGGUAGAAUUGAACUCGACUCAUACGCUGCUUGCCACGCGGCUACGGGCCUCUCCACGAACGUUGUUCAUCUGGAAUGCACACAAAACCGCAAUUCCCCUCGCCGUCCUGAUUUUUGCGCAUUCCAUCCGUCAAGUCCACUUCCAUCCUUACCUUCCGCAUGUACUCAUCAUCCUGACAGCGUCAAAACUACCAAGACUAUAUGCUUGGUAUCACCAUACCCUGCCUCCCUCGGCCGGUCUGCUUCCGAUCGACGUGAGCGGAUCACCAGACUUUUGGGGAGCUUGGUUGCCGGGAUGCAUCACGCAUAAUGGCAGCAAUGACCGGUGUCCGUUUCUCUUUACCUCGAGCACCGCAUUCGAAGCUGGCUAUUUGUCUACCCGCGAGGGACAACUGGUUUUCGAAAGCAUCUUGCGUCGUCCCCCACUUUCCGGAGACUUGACAAUGAACCUAGGUGAUGACGAGUCAACGACGGAGGUGAUAGAGACACCGAGUCGACCCAGCAAGCAGAAAGCCAAAGAAUCCGAAAUGGGAACCACGAAGAAGAAGAAGGCCCGCUUUGAUGUCCCCCCGAAUCCAAAGACUGACUGGGUGGAUGAUCCAAUACAUGCACAGGCCGGGUACGCUUACGCCUGGUGA
Messenger RNA from Fonsecaea pedrosoi CBS 271.37, 1866 nucleotides. RefSeq lists its product as uncharacterized. Bases 1 to 1866 code for a protein of 621 amino acids. Gene Ontology annotation, cellular component: MWP complex; mitotic spindle; microtubule organizing center. Gene Ontology annotation, biological process: microtubule anchoring at mitotic spindle pole body; protein localization to mitotic spindle pole body; mitotic sister chromatid segregation. The transcript has a single exon. The record is from RefSeq and is a predicted model, not a curated record. NCBI's taxonomy places the organism in Eukaryota, Fungi, Ascomycota, Eurotiomycetes, Chaetothyriales, Herpotrichiellaceae.